AUGGGAUCUUCCGUCUCGGUUGGGCUUCAGGUACCCCCAUCAAGCCCUUUCUCGGGAGGACGCUCUCAACCUCAAAGCAGAAGAGCCUCUCAAUUCAGCCUUUCAUUUGCUUCAGCUGCCACACAAAAGUUAAAGAAAUCUAAAUCAUCAAAUCCUAAUGCAUCCAAACGGAAUUCAAUAAUAGCGACUCCUUCCCAGCAAACCCCAUUGGUUAUUCAAGAAUUUCAGGAUCAGUCAUCAAAUUCAUCCUCCUGUAUGGAUGAUUCCGUUCAUCACUCGCCCAGUCGGACCCUAAAAUCUCCAUCUUCUCAUCAACGAAUGAAAACUUUUCCCUCGGCAUUAUUGAGAAAUAAUCAUGCCAAAUCUUCUCCUCGUGUGUUGGUACAUUCUUCAACAUCAAAUGGUGAUGAUAUGCAAAUGACCGAUGCGGAGGAUGAAGAUGAUGGAAGCGCUAUCAUUUACAGAAAUCAACAUCAGCCAGAAGAGGUUCAAGACAUGAUGCCACCCCUUCAUACAAGCUCAAGUCCGAGAAUUCUGAUACACGCAAAAUCAAUGGGAGUUUUGAAUCAAUCACAAAACUCCCUCAAAUCUCUCUCGGAAAGCUUGGCAUCAAGCUCUUUAAUGCAUGGCUUUUACUCUUCUUCCAUUAUCCCUGAAAGUAAUUUAUUGAAAGAGACAAAUAUGGAAUUGCAACGUUUUGCUCCUUCCUUGUCUCUUGAGGAAAAUCAACAGCUAGGUUAUGCCGGAGAUGGCAAUGAUUUUGUUAUUCAAAUGCUUCAAUGUAGCCCUAUGGCUUCAGCUAUUACUGAUUUAAAAGGAAAUAUAUUAGCAAUGAACUCGGCAUUCAAACAAAUAUUCAAAGUCAAAGAGGUGUUAAACCCUAUAAAAGAUAAGAGUGAAGUAGGGCAUGUCACAAAUUUCAUACCACCCGAAUACAGAAAUCAACAUGACAAACAUAUGUUAAAAUUCAAAAACAACAAAGAAACUAAAAUGAAAAGAAUCACCUUUGGAUAUACCACUGAGGGUGAGAAAAUUCCAAUUAUGCUCACUGUGGCCUUAACUACGCUUCCCUCAACACAAAAGCCUUGUUAUAUUUGCUUUGUAAAGGAUUUAACGUUUGAAUUUAAGCAUAGCACGCUAGCAGAGAUGUAUGACACGGUGACUGGUUUCUCAUCUUUUCCCAUCGUCGCCAUUGACGAAGACUGCAUCAUAAAGCUAUUUAACCGAGCAGCGGAAACGACAUGGAUGGUCACAAAAUUAGAAGUGAUGGAGAGAAAUGUAAAUAUUCUAAUGCCAGAGUCGAUUGGCAGAUUUCAUACGAAAAUGGUGCAAAGCUAUUGUAUGGGAAAAAAACAAGGAAAGCUCAUUAAUCGAGUUCAGCAAGUCGUCGGAAAGAGAGUAGGUAAUGGAAGGGAAUUUCCUUUAGAAAUUAAGAUUGCAGAGAUUCGACACGAAAUUAAUUUGAAAAGAUCUUUCAUUGCUUUUCUGAGAGAUCUUACUGCUGUCAUGACGGCAAGAGAAUUUCAAUUGACACUCUAUCCAGUGUCAGUUGUGAACCAACUUGAAGCAGGUGAGAGGACUAUUCACAAAUAUCAUUCUUGCAUUUCGGUUCUGUUUUGUGAUAUCGUUGGAUUUACAGAAAUUUCAAGGCGCAUGUCAAGUGAAGAGCUUGUUAAAUUGCUUGAUGAAAUCAUCACAUCCUUUGAUGAAAACCUUUUAGUGAGAUUUGGAUUGGAAAAGAUAAAAACGAUGGGAGACAAUUACAUGUGUGCAAGUGGAUUAGACUCCAAUCCCAAUCAUGCAAGCAAUAUCGUUGAAGCAGCCUUUGAGAUGCAGAAUCUAAUAAUAGAAUUCAAUAAGAAGCACGCCAUGGAUCUCAGGGAUAGGUUUCCUUCUCAGUAUCAUGUAGAUGAGAACACAAUAUCAGUGAGAGUCGGCAUUAACUCGGGUGAAUUGGUGGCUGGUAUAGUAGGUAGCAAGAAACCUGUGUAUGAUGGAAUUGAAAGUGAAGUCCAAAUAACGCAAGCGACAUAUAAUUUAUUAAGGGAUGAUCUAAAAAAGAGAUUUGUUUUGAGAAGGAACGUGAACGUGAAAGGAGUAGGCUUAAUGGAUACCUAUAUUUCACAACUGAGACAGGAGCGAGAAAAGAACUUACAUCCAUCAUCGCCUGUUGAAAGCUCAACUUAUUUGAGCAAACAUACAAAUGGCAACAGUUCCUCAGUCAACAACAGAAAUAUCGAAUUUGAAGAGCUUGACGACAGUGAUCUAGAUUCAUUUGACAAUCGAUAA
Naegleria fowleri is the source of this 2289-nucleotide messenger RNA. RefSeq lists its product as uncharacterized. Gene Ontology annotation, biological process: intracellular signal transduction; cyclic nucleotide biosynthetic process. The coding region runs from base 1 to 2289 and encodes 762 amino acids. The transcript has 3 exons. Lineage: Eukaryota; Heterolobosea; Eutetramitea; Acrasida; Naegleriidae. The record is from RefSeq and is a predicted model, not a curated record.